Molecule: messenger RNA, 3578 nt
Organism: Lagenorhynchus albirostris (white-beaked dolphin)
Lineage: Eukaryota; Metazoa; Chordata; Mammalia; Artiodactyla; Delphinidae
Gene: FOXM1
Product: forkhead box M1
Exons: 9
Coding region: 159-2474 (771 amino acids)
Biological process (GO): G2/M transition of mitotic cell cycle; regulation of DNA-templated transcription
Molecular function (GO): sequence-specific DNA binding; DNA-binding transcription factor activity
Source: RefSeq, a predicted model, not a curated record
CCCUCCCGGGAUCCCGGGAUUCCCCGCCCCGCAGCCGGGGUCGCUACCCGGCCUGCCGGUGGGAGCAGCGCGGAGCCGCCCGGAGCCGGCGUGUCCGGCGGUGCAAGCGAGGGUCCAUGCUUGUCAUUCUCAAUGGAGAGUGAAAGCACAGAUUCAUAAUGAAAACCAGCCCCCGUCGGCCAUUGAUUCUCAAAAGACGGAAGCUGCCCCUUCCUGUUCAGAAUGCCCCAGGUGACACAUCAGAAGAGGAGCCUAAGAGGCACCCUGCCCAACAAGAGCCUGCUCAACCGCAGGCCUCCAAGGAGGUGGCCGAGUCCAACCCCUGCAAGUUUCCAGCCGGGAUCAAGAUGAUUAACCACCCGACCAUGCCCAACACGCAAGUGGUGGCCGUGCCCAAGAAUGCCAAUGUCCAGAGCAUCAUCACAGCGCUGACUGCCAAAGGAAAGGAGAGUGGCAGCAGUGGGCCCAAUAAAUUCAUCCUCAUCAGCUGCGGCGGAGCCCCCACUCGCCCUCCAGGACCCCAGCCUCAAGGCCAAGCCAGCAAUGAUCCCAAGAGGACAGAAGUGAUCACCGAGGCCCUGGGACCAAAGUCUGCAUCCAAGGACGUGAAUCUUCCUAGACCAGCUGGAGCCCUUCCCGGGCAGAGAUGGGAGAACUGUGCUGGCGGCGAGGCAGCCGGCUGCACGCUAGACAACAGCUUGACAAACAUCCAGUGGCUUGGAAAGAUGACCUCCGAUGGGCUGGGCUCCUGCAGCAUCAAGCAAGAGGCAGAGGAGAAGGAGAAUCGUCACCUGGAGCGGAGUCAGGCUAAGAACGCUCAGGUUGAGGGGCCCCUGGGAGCAUCGGCAACCUGGCCGGACUCCGUGUCUGAGCGGCCACCCUACUCUUACAUGGCCAUGAUACAGUUUGCCAUCAACAGUACGGAGAGGAAGCGCAUGACCCUGAAAGACAUCUACACUUGGAUCGAGGACCACUUCCCCUACUUCAAGCACAUCGCCAAGCCAGGCUGGAAGGUACCGUGUCCUGUAACAGCCACAGUCAAGAAUUCCAUCCGCCACAACCUCUCCCUCCACGACAUGUUUGUCCGCGAGACGUCAGCCAACGGCAAGGUCUCCUUCUGGACCAUCCACCCCAGUGCCAAUCGCUACUUGACGCUGGACCAGGUGUUUAAGCCACUGGACCCAGGGUCUCCACAAUCGCCCGAGCACUUGGAAUCACAGCAGAAACGACCCAACCCUGAGCUCCGCCGGAACGUGGCCAUCAAAACCGAACUCCCCCUGGGUGCACGGCGGAAGAUGAAGCCUCUGCUGCCGCGGGUCAGCUCGUACCUGGUGCCCAUCCAGUUCCCAGUGAACCAGUCCCUGGUGCUGCAGCCCUCGGUCAAGGUGCCGUUGCCCCUGGCAGCCUCACUCAUGAGCUCAGAGCUCGCCCGCCACAGCAAGCGAGUCCGCAUCGCCCCCAAGGUGCUGCUCGCGGACGAGGGCGUCGCCCCUCUGCCCACGGCAGGACCAGUGAAAGAGGAGAAGCUCCUCCUUGGAGAAGGGCUGUCUCCUCUGCUUCCAGUCCAGUCCAUCAAGGAGGAAGAAGUGCAGCCUGGGGAGGAAACGCCACACUUAGGGAGACCCAUCAAAGUCGAGAGCCCGCCCCUGGAAGAGUGGCCCUCGCCCUGCCCAUCUGUCAAGGAGGAAUCGUCCCCCUCCUGGGAGGAUUCGUCCCACUCCCCCAUCCCCAGGCCCAAGAAGUCCUACAGCGGGCCCAAGUCCCCAGCCCGCUGCGUCUCUGACCUGCUUGUCAUCAAACGCAGGGAGAGGAGGGAGAUGAGCCGGUCUCGAAGGAAACAGCACCUCCUGCCCCCCUGUCUGGAGGAGCCGGAGCUGCUCUUCUCCGAGGGCCCCGGGACUUCCCGUCGAGCCACAGCAGGGUCCUCGCAGCCUGCCUCCCAGCUUGGCUCCUCCCAGGAGGAGGGCGGGCCUUUCAAGACACCCAUCAAGGAGAUGCUGCCCAUCUCCUCCACCCCGAGCAAAUCUGCCCUCUCCGUGACCCCCGAAUCCUGGAGGCUCACACCCCCGGCCAAAGUUGGGGGGCUCGAUUUCAGCCCCGUACGAACCCCCCAGGGUGCCUUUGGGCCCCUGCCGGACUCGCUGGAGCUGGCGGAUCUCAGCGCCACCCCGCUGAAAAGCGUCCCCCUCUUUGACUCCCCCCGAGAGCUCCUCAAUUCCGAGCCCUUUGACAUCACUGCUGACCCCUUCAGCGGCUGUCCCUCCUCAGAUAUGGAGGUCCCCAAGCCAGGCUCCUCCGAGCCGCAGGUUGCCGGCCUCUCGGCCAACCGUUCUCUAACAGAAGGCUUGGUCCUGGACACGAUGAAUGACAGCCUCAGCAAGAUACUGCUGGACAUCAGCUUCCCCGGCCUGGAGGAGGACCUGCUGGGCUCCGACGACGUCGGCUGGGCUCAGUUCAUCCCCGAGCUGCGGUAGAGACAGGACCGCACCGCUCAAGCCGGCGGCUCUCCGGGCGCUCUGCGCCAGGACAGCAGGCGGGGGCCGUCUGCUCCUCCAGCCCACCUGGCCUGGCGUCACGCCAGAGCCGCCACUGGGCCUUCUGCAAGCCGCGAGGUCCUGGUGACCAGUCUCCGUGCCACCCACUCCCCAAGAGAAUCUGAUUCCUCCCUCCCUACUAGGAGCUGCGGGUGGGAACAGCAAAAACAAGGGUGAAAAGAGAUGAGGAGCCCCCCCCCGCCCCCGACUGUUUGUGCCUGUGCCCAGCCACCCCCCACCUUCCCUGCUGCGGGCAGGGUGGCCCUUGUAAAUGGUGUAUAUGUUCCUAAUUAUCCUCUAAUUAUAAACGUAAACCUAUCUCCUUAGAUCAUUAUCUAGAGACUGCCAGAAGGGGGUCACGAUAACCAGGAGGUUCAGUUCGCUUCUGUUACUUGCUUUUGGUUCCUGCAGUAGGAAGGGCUGCAGUGCACAGUUCCUCCCAGGUCCCUCCCUCAAGGGUUCCUCACUGUAGGUGCCCCGAUACGCCAGUCAGCCUGCCAGGAUCCCUCCUACUGCCACUGCCUCCCACCUGCCCACGUUUCCAAGUCAGCUUUCCUGCAAAAAGAAAUGCUGGUGAAAGGGUCUCUUAUUAUGGGUCAAGAGUGGGGCGGGGGCAGGGAGGCACCUGGAGCAGAGUGGGUGCCCAGAUGUGCCCGAGAGACGUUUCUCUGAUAAGGUCCCUGAUCAUGCCAGAGAGACGAGUUAGGAGGCGGAGGCCGGCUGGCCUGUCUGCCUGCCUGUCUGCGCUGGUGCCGCAGCUUUGCAGAGAACCCAGCUUUGCAGAGAGCCGCCCUGGGCCCCAGCUGACCGCGUGCACAGCCCCCAGCUCCAAAACACUACUGUAACUACCUACUCAAUAAAGCCCAGGGGCACAUGCUGGUCUGUGGCGCGCUGGUGUCUGGUCCCUACGGUGUGAGGGGGCUUGGGAAGGAAAGUGGGUGACGAUGAAAAUGGUGGUGACAGGGAAGAUGCAAGGCUUGAAGCCAACACGGAGCCCUGGAAGGAGAGUGCAAAGGGCUGUGGCCCGUCACCUCCCUCCUCCGC